Trichophyton rubrum CBS 118892 is the source of this 2977-nucleotide messenger RNA. RefSeq lists its product as uncharacterized. The coding region runs from base 302 to 667 and encodes 121 amino acids. The record is from RefSeq and is a predicted model, not a curated record. Lineage: Eukaryota; Fungi; Ascomycota; Eurotiomycetes; Onygenales; Arthrodermataceae. The transcript has a single exon.
AAAAAAAAAAAAAAUCUCUCAUCAGCGUCGCGUAUACAAUAUUUCCAGUCAGGAGGACAUAUGAUCCGGCAAAUAAACAAGGAAGAAAAGAAGCAAGCAGACCACUGUUGUGUGGCUGAGUACUGGGUUGAAGAAGCAAAAUCAAUAUAGGAAACAAAAUCUCGCUGAGAAAACAGUAUGGGAAAUACCUGAAGAAACCAGCUCGUUGGGCAGGGAUAUCAAGAAGAGAAAAGAAAAAGAGAAAAGAAGAAAAGAAGCUGGAAGCCAUCUAUGAAAACAACUCCGUUCUAUCCCGACCCGAAUGCAAAUUAAGAUUAUAGUUGCGAAAAGAAAAGGACGAAAAGCAGCUGAAGAUUUUGGAAGUUGGCUCGUUGACCGUGUAUCCGGGCUAGGACAUCAGGACAGGAGUAUUGUUUUGUCCGGGUUAAGUGGCCGGAUAGAUAGAGUCUACCUCCAGCUGGUCGAGCCGGAGGGAAAGCCGACUGGCGAUGGAGGAGGUGGAGGUGGGUGCUCGAAGUCAUUAUUGCCGGAAGAGAUGUACUUUGGCUGGCUGGAGGACGAUUGCAUGGCUCGCUGGAUGUCGAGGCUGAGUGUUGAAACCGAGAGCUGUUUUGUGGAUGGGCUGGUUGAGUCGGCACCAGUGCUCGGGAAAGGAUGCAUGGUAUGAGGCAGCGAGGAAUGAGGGGACUGGGUCAUGGUUGAAGCCAUUGCCGAUGUGUAUGUUCUUUUUUGGUGAUGAUUGUGGUAUUGGCCGAAGAUAUUUGGUAGAUGGAAGGGAUCCUGCCCGUUGAAAUUGGUUGAUAGAAAUGAUACGUCUUGCAAAUGAAGGUUCUGGACGAUCAACGAGCUGACGAAUAUAUUGAUUAAUAGAUUGGGCUGAUAGCAGUCUGGUAUUGCUUGUUUUAAUAGCUGACUGGCUAAGUAAGGCUAUACAACUGUGCCUUUUGAGUCCUGGUUCAACGUCCAAAAAAUUGCGGAGAACGAAAAGUCUGGGGAAAAGAAAGGGAAGGAGAAAAGAAGAAAUUCCCAGGGAAGCGGAAGAGACAAAGCCUUUAAAUACCGAAACUGAAAGAAAGAAAUAAGGCCUGGAAAAAAAAAAAAAAAUAGAAGCUGCAAGGUAAUAAUUGCAACAAUCAAAAAAGGGGGACGGAAGAGGCAGACGAACCAACGAUCAAGGUCCGUCGCAAGAAGCGCUUUUCUCGUUUCCUCGCAGGAGUAACCUUGGUAAGGCAUCCAUCAAGUAGUUAGUUAAUGAAAAUAAAAAAUAAAAAAAAAAAAACCAAGAGAGCGAAAGAGAAGAGAGACAAAAAAGGAAAAAGAUGAAACACGGCAGGCUGCUCCGUCCAUGGACUUUUCUAGAGUCGGAUACUUGGUGAACUAGCGAGUCAACAAGGUAUAAUGGAGUUUGCCAUCCAAGCAGCUAGCCAUGGUUGCUCGCUCUCAGAUGUGCUUUGACUAGACCAGGGCAGCAGACAAGCAGACAAGGACCUCAAGGGCGCUGGGAAAUCCAAAAGUAAUAAGAGUGAAUAAUAAAAACUACGAUUCAAACGGAGGAUGUGACCAAGUCCGGCUGGUCCCGCCAGCACGCCUUUCCCAUGACUGGCUGAGGGUUGAAGAUGAUACGAGGGAUUUUAAAUUGUCUUGCGCUGCGAGGUCUGCCGGAGUGAGUGUGUGUGUAUGGAUUGAGUGGAUGGAUGCAGAGCGUAGUAGCAGUGCAGUUGUAAAUGGAAGCUGGUUGGAGUGGCUGGAUUGGUUUGCGCAGUAUCCGGUUGGCUACCAAACCCAGCUCCCGUCAGCCCGUCAGCCUGUCAGCCUGUCGACCGGUCCGAACGUGGUGUCAGGGAUGGGGAGGAGGGGGGCGAAGGAGAAGGGAGAAAAGGACAAGACAGGACUAGAAAAGAAAAGAAGACGAUAAAUGGACGGCUGUGCCAACCGGUUGCUGGGGUUUCCCCAGUUUUCACCCUUUUGUUAUGAAGAGGCGCUGGUUACAUCAUCAGGGGGUGGAAAGGAGAUGGAGUUUUGACGGGGGAACGGGAGAAAAAGGGGCGGUUAGGGAAAAGGAGUGGUUUGGGCAGGAAGGCAGCCUUCCUGUCCGUCUGUUUGUCUGCUUCUUCUGUCUUCAUGCUCGACAGGAAGAUGGAAGCAGGAGCGCAGCUGGGAUUUGUCACAGAGCAGCAAUUGCGUGAUGGAGGGGAGAGGAUGGGUAGGAUACGCCCUGUGUAGUCUAUCGUGCAUGUACCCGGACAUGGAAGAAGGAAGCAAAAAGACCGACUGGUGAUGCGGGCUGCAUAUGCGUAUGUACGCUUAACUUCCGCGGGCCAGGCUUCAAGCUGGGCGAUCAAGGUACGAUUUGACGGCAAAUAAGGUGUAAAGGUAAAUCUUCUUGUUGAGAAUCAUGGCGACUAAAUAAUAUUGUUUCUGUGGAAAAGAAGAGAAGACCAAAGCGCUUUCUUUGAAUCUGUACUAUUAAUUGUCGAAGGCAUCGAGCCGGCCCUGGAUUUUCAAUAGUCGAAAUAAAUGAGCUACCCCGGAAUGAUCUACUUGCGGAGUUGAUGAAUAAAGAAGGACUGCCCUGGGGUGCAUCAAUCAGGAGAAAUAAUGAAGAAAGAAAGGCGUUGACGGUGUGACAGGAGAAAUGAUGUUGGGAGCUCUUGAUUAUAUGCCCGUCCCGUCCAGACAAACGAAUGGUUCAACGGCCAACCAACAGAAAGGAAAAAGGAGGUGAACAAACAAGGCAAGGCCUGGAACAGGUCGUCAUCCGUAAGCUGGCCAGCCUGCGCUGCGGCCUCGUUGUCUCUGAUCGGUAAGUCAUUGACUGCCUGGAUCGCCCGAGAGGCCUGUCAGGCGCUCUUUGUUGAGGACGGUUUGGGCUAUACACUUUCGAACGGUGAGCCCCUGGUGAAACAGAUCAGCAGGACUGACUGCCAGGCGAGUUCCCGGCUGACGAAGAAGACGACGGCCAAACCAAACCAGCACG